Messenger RNA from Thrips palmi, 1982 nucleotides. Its product is annotated as juvenile hormone esterase-like. The transcript is spliced from 12 exons. The record is from RefSeq and is a predicted model, not a curated record. The coding region runs from base 126 to 1919 and encodes 597 amino acids. NCBI's taxonomy places the organism in Eukaryota, Metazoa, Arthropoda, Insecta, Thysanoptera, Thripidae.
AAAAAAGUGGCUUCUUACACUCGGCACGGCACGAGAGGCGUGCUUCCACACAGAAUAAGUAGCAAACUGCAGUGUCCGCUCCGCAGUCUGAGUACAUCGAGCACGGCGCUCACUUCGGAGAUAAAAUGGUCACGUCCACAAAGAAAAAAGUCGUUGUCGUCGGCGCUCUAGUUUUAGUCAUACUUGUUAUUGUGUUAUGCGCUGUGUUUUUGACCAAAGGCGCGGAAACGGGAUCUUUAAAAGAGGCGGUUGUGACAACUAAACAAGGAAAGCUAGCGGGGGAAUGGGUAACCGCAGAAGAUCCACAACACUUUACCUACGCAGCGUUUCGGGGGAUUCCGUACGCCCAGCCUCCACUGGGAAACCUUCGGUUCAAGGGGCCCAAGCCGUUCCCACCAUGGGAAGGCGUACGACCUGCAACCACAGAGGGAAAUCCUUGCUUUCACGAUGCCACUACAGGUUCCGAAGAUUGUUUAUACUUGAACGUAUACACACCACGAAUCCCAUCCGCCGAGAAUAAUCCUCAAAUGGCUGUGUAUGUAUUUAUCUAUGGUGGGGCAUUUCAGCGCGGAAGCAGUUCUGCCGAAGAUUGGGGACCAGAUUUUCUGGUUACCCAGGACAUUGUAGUUGUAACUAUGAAUUACAGAACAGGAGUAUUUGCAAGUUUGUCUCUUGAUACGGACGAGGUGCCCGGCAACUCUGGUAUGAAAGAUCAGCUACACGUCCUGCGAUGGGUAAAGGAAAAUAUAGAAGGUUUUGGAGGGGAUCCCUCGAAAGUGACUCUCGGCGGUCAUUCUUCUGGAGGCGUGCAUGCCAGUUGGCUAACUCUUGUGCCACAAACCAAAGGUUUGAUUCGAGCUGCUAUCAUACAAAGUGGCACAGCUCUCUGCGGUUUGUCAAUCCCCAAAACAAAUAUUGAGUUGGCCAAAUUGGUUUAUGAACAGCUGACCGGUACGACAACGGAUGAUAAAUCAGCAAUGACGAGCGUGUUCAAGUCUGCUGGUAUGUUGGAUCUUUAUUACGCCGGUGCAAAUGCAUCUUUGAUAAUGAAACAGGCCAAGGGCCUAGGGAUGGAAAUGGCUAUUGCCUACGCCCCAUUUAUUGAACAACGAGAACAAGGCGAAGAAGAGAAACUUAUCACAAAAGACCCUGAAAGUUACAUCAUUGACAAGGACGCGAACAACAUUCCCAUAAUCCUUGGCGAAACAGCGCAAGAAUGGACUUUGGCAUUCUCUCAGAUAGAUAUGUUUGGGAACGAAACAAAACUGAAUGAGCACAUAGCAAAUUUAACAACUUACGUGCCUAGAAGUAUUAUGCCUGGAAGCGAUACUCAAGAUUUGCUUAAAAUUAAAGAUUUCGUUCCUACGGUAAAUGUUGACGAAAUCGUUAAGAAACUUACAGAGUUUUACUUUAAGAACGAUGAUGACAAGCAUUGUGGAACCAACUGCAAAAUGGACAAGUAUUUGCAUCAAGCUGCUAUCAAGGCAGAUACAAGCCACUUUCUUCGGCUAAGGUCCAAGUACAUACAAGAGCCAACCUACGCUUAUGUGUUUAAUUUAAGAACGGAUUACAAUAUCGACCUUUCAGCGCUGCCACCCCCUUUCCGAUCUGACGUCGUUCACGCAGAUGAAUUAGGUUACAUAUGGAAGCAAAAACAGAACACGUACAGAUACGGAAACGACACCGCAGCAAUUGCUUCACGGCGCCUCGUCCGUAUGUUAGCAAACUUCGUCAAAGAGGGGAAUCCAACACCAAAUAUUGACGACGUUAUCAAUGUCAAGUGGCAGCCCGUGACGCAUGGAGCAGAGGAGACGUAUCUCGAAAUAACGGCGAACCUCGAAAAGCGAACGGCUAGCAUGGCCGACUCGGAGAUCUGGUCUGACAUUUAUUCAUCGUUUCGAGCAUAUAAAAGCCCAUGACUUGGCGCUCCCUUCAAAGUUGUGAAUCCUUUCGUUGAAAUAAAACAAAAUCAACUUUUGAAA